AUGCUUGCAACUCUUGUUGUGACUGCGAGGUCCUGUUUCAGUCACUGGCGUCAGACGGACGCUCGACACCGAGUCAAACCUUUUUCACCUUCUCUUCUACAACGUAAAUAUUGAUUGAAACGCGGAGCAUUACCGAGCUGCUUCAGGCUGCUUCACGUUGAAAGUCCUCCGCGGGACUUAAGGAAAUCCUUCGCCAUGUCACUUUGAGGGUUCCGACGGAUUUUUUUUUCUUCUCGCUUUUACUUGCCGACAUUUGGAGAUAUAACUUUUCCCUCUGUUAUAUCAAAGACCAUCUCAUAAAAUAGACCAGCCCUGUGACCUUCGCUGCUUUCUUCAACGGUACAUUAAGCGAAUACCAGAUAAUUUGCUUCAACUUCAGGGGUCCUUUCCAACUUUUUUCCUUUUUCUUUGAAUGCGUUGCAAAUAUGAUGAUGUCACCGACGCCACUUUUUCCUGAAGUUAUGGCGGAGCGCAACUUUUCUAACUUCUCUUGACCAUUGCGAGUAUUUGACUUAACUAAUGGAGCACCUCCAGGGAGCGUGGAAGACCCUGAGCAACGGCUUCGGAAUGAAGGACUCUUCGUUUGAGGGCCCGUGCCUCUCGCCAACCAUGGUCCAGGGUUUUCCCUGCCAGCGACGCUCCUCAGAUGACAGCAAGAUGCCAGACUCCAAGACUAGCAGCACUAUCCGUGUCUACCUCCCAAACCAGCAGCGCACUGUGGUAAAUGUGCGACCAGGUCUGACUCUGUACAGCUGCUUGAUAAAAGCAUUAAAGGUGCGAGGUCUGCAGCCUCAGUGCUGCGCUGUCUUCAGGCUGCAUCCAGGGCAGAGGAGUAAAAAGCUCCGGAUGGAUUGGAACACUGACUCCACCUCGCUUAUUGGAGAAGAGCUGCUGGUGGAGGUUUUGGAUCACGUUCCCUUGACAACACAUAAUUUUGUUCGGAAAACAUACCUGAAACUUGCAUUCUGUGAUAUUUGCCAGAAGUUUCUUUUGAACGGUUUCCGUUGCCAAACCUGCGGCUACAAGUUCCAUGAGCAUUGUAGCACCAAAGUACCCACGAUGUGUGUGGACUGGAGCAAUAUCCGACAACUUCUGCUGUGUCCAACACCUGGUGAGAGCUCCGGCCCGUCACUGCCCUCGCUGACGUCCCGUCGAAUGAGAGAGUCCUUAACUCGGUUUCCAAGCUCUGCCCACCGAUAUUCCACCCCUCAUGCCUUCAACUACACCACGCCCUACCCACCCACAGGCGGCGGUCUCUCCCAGAGGCAGCGCUCCACCUCCACGCCAAAUGUCCACAUGGUCAGCACCACCUUGCCUGUAGACAGCAGUAUGAUCGAGCUAGACUGCCUGAAUACCUUCCCCAGCUCGUGGUGCCAUAGAUUCUGGCUGAAGAGGAAAGUAGGUAUUGUGCACUUCCCCCAGUCUUAUGUUGAGGCCUCACCUGAGAGUCCAGAAAAGGAUGCGAUGCGUGAUCAUGACUCCGCUGGCAGUUCCCCUAACCAGAGCCCUACUGGCUGGUCCCAGUCUCAUUCUAAAGCCCCUGCACCUGCCCAGAGAGAGAGGGCCACAUCCUUCAACACUCAGGAGAAAAAUAAAAUCAGGCCUCGGGACAAGAGGGACUCGAGCUACUACUGGGAGAUCGAGGCCAGCGAGGUGUAUCUGAACUCCCGCAUCGGUUCAGGCUCCUUUGGAACUGUAUACAAAGGGAAAUGGCAUGGUGAUGUAGCAGUGAAGAUCUUAAAGGUGACUGACCCCACACCAGAGCAGCUACAGGCAUUCAGAAAUGAAGUGGCAGUCCUGAGAAAAACACGACACGUCAACAUCCUGUUGUUCAUGGGCUACAUGACGAAAGACAACCUGGCCAUUGUGACCCAGUGGUGUGAGGGCAGCAGUCUCUACAAACACAUUCAUGUUCUGGAGACUAACUUUAAGAUCAUCCAGCUCAUGGACAUUGCCAGGCAGACAGCUCAGGGCAUGGACUAUCUGCAUGCAAAGAACAUCAUUCAUCGAGACAUGAAGUCCAACAACAUCUUUUUGCAUGAAGGGCUAACCGUGAAAAUCGGUGACUUCGGUCUCGCUACGGUGAAGGCCAGAUGGAGCGGCUCCCUUCAGGUGGAGCAGCCGUCUGGAUCUAUUCUCUGGAUGGCUCCUGAAGUUAUCCGGAUGCAGGAUAACAAUCCCUACAGCUUCCAGUCCGAUGUCUAUUCCUAUGGAAUUGUUCUCUUUGAGCUCUUGACGGGAGAGCUCCCGUACUCCCACACAGCAAACAGAGACCAGAUUAUCUUCAUGGUGGGAAGAGGCUACUUGUCACCAGACCUCAGUAAACUCUACAAGAACUGCCCCAAAGCCAUGAAAAGGUUGGUGGCCGACUGCAUCAAGAAGUCCAAGGAUGAAAGGCCGCUUUUCCCGCAGAUCUUGUCAUCCAUUGAGCUUCUCCAGCAUGCCCUCCCUAAGAUAAACCGCAGUGCCUCAGAACCGUCCCUGCACAGAGCCUCUCACACUGAGGAUAUCAAUGCCUGCACUCUGACCUCCACCAGACUGCCUGUUUUCUAGAGGCUCGGACUGCACUGCCCCUCCUCUUCUCCAUCUUUGAAUUAUCCAAAAUCGGCUGACUUCUCUACCUACAGAUGCCAAUUUAGACCUACAAUUGUACAAGCAAUCAUACAUAAACCCAUGCUAAUCAAUGAAAUAUGUAAAAAAAAAUUAAGAGAGGAGGAGGUCCACCUGAGAUUUACAGCGGAAGGGAGUGCAGGCUGGCAGGAGAUACCUCGAGGAGGUCCCUUGCUUAUCGCUGCAAUUAUAAAGAAGUUUGCAAAGGCUCCAUGGUGCCAAUGCAUUUGGUAAUGUAAAAUGCAUUCGGUUUUGUAAAUACAUGCACGCACACCUACCUAAUACAACAAUAAAUGAACACUGAAGGAAGUUAAAGAGAAAGACAGAUACUGUAUUUUUCUCUUGACUCUGGUUCUACGAUGUGAAGAACACCCUUCUAUGUUGCCGUCCUGGUUUCUGAUGAAGAGGACCUUUGAAGCUUAAAUGCCUUAAGAGGAAACAAAGCCUGGACUUAGAUCCCGCACAAUUCACCACCUCCUCAUCACAAACAGAGUCGUUGGAUGUAGUCCGUUUUGUUGCACAGUAAUGUUUUUGGUUUUUUUGCAUUGUCUUAAAUGAUAAUGGAGUAGAUAUGGGAAAUUAUUGUCUUUUUGUUAUGUUGUUCUUUUAAUAGUCUUUAUUCUUUGGGUCAUUCUGCAGGAAUUCUAGCCGGUCAGACAGCGAGCAUGAGUGGUGAUUGGAAGAAAACUGGAUUUGCACAGUUUAGCAAAAGUUUUAUUCCAACGGUCUCCUCACAUUGGCUUCACUGCUCACUGCGCGAGUAAACGUAUCUGUAGAUUACCACACAUUCUCAUCUGUCCUCACUACGGGAAGAAGGUUACCAGGAGCUGGAUAUUUGGUGGUUGUCUUAAAUAUUUAAAAUGAUUUGGAAACUAAUUUGUAUUUGUUUAUCAUGUCUCUUUCAGGAGGUUAAACGUUUUAUUGUGAACUUGGUGAGAGAGUUGUUUAUUCAAUAUUUUAAUAAAAUUAAGUUAAAUUCCUUUGCCAAAAAAAAGUGUUUCUUUUUUUCUACUUCUUUUGUCACAUCCAACAACAGUUUAAAACUUUGUGUGGCCUCCUACUGUACAUCACCUCGGCUUGAUUUUAGAGCAGAAAUAGAAGCAGGUGAGGCGAGCAGUUGACACCAAAUUAACUGCUUUUCUCCUCGUUCACAAACAUGGUAAAAUCCCACACAUGUGCAAGACUUUGUGGCACGGUGUAAUGUUUGCUGUAGCAGUGGCAACGUGGUGUAACCUCACAGGGGAGCCAGUCGAGACACGUCAAUGGGGUAUUCCAGCAUUGGCUGAUGUGCACUGCAGAGCCACUGGCAGUAUCAGUGGAACAGAAGUCAUUCAGCAAGGGAGGACGUGAUGGAAAGAGAGGACAGUUCUAUUUUGUUUAAGUGUAAACAUCCAACGUGUAAAUCCUGCUGAGCCGGGCUGCUUUACUUGUUCACUCCUUAGAGCAGGUUUAUAGUAAAUAAAUGAAUAUUUGUUGUGACCUAAAUAUUGAGUGUAGAUUUUCCUCAUGUUUUUGAAUUGAGCUCAAGAGCAAGAAAGACGACGGACGAUUCUGUAGGAAUCCAUCUUUUUAAAUCACAUGCCUCAUCAGAGGGAAAGAAUAGGUCUGAUGUCUUUACAAAAGGAGCAAGACAAUAAGAGCUUAACCAUUGGCUGACCACGAGACGUCUAUUUUUACAGCCGUUUCGCUUCAUGUGUUUAUGUGUUCUAUUUCUGACAAGCCACACAGGCUGGCCAAAGUGAAACCAACAAGAACCCAAACACCCUACUACGUCCACACCCUACUGUAGCUCCACCUAGUGAGUGUCCCCGCACUUUGAAUGUCAAUUUUGUAUUAGUUAUAGUGUUUGUAUUAUCAGUAAACAGUAUCAAAAGUAAAACGACAAAUGAUGUCUCUGAGGGUUCAUGAGAGGAUCAUUGGGCUGGGAAAGUAAAAUAAAUCCAAAAUGAUACAGCAAACACUGAGACAACAGACAGAUACAAUGGUCCAUGUUUCAUUUUUUUCUAAUUAAUUCUAUAUUGUUUAUUGUUAUCUUUAACGUGUCAUAUUUAUGUAUUUAACACUUAUAUUUCACUUCCACUAUGUAUUGAUUUGGUAUACAUUUGUUGUUUUUUUAAAGCAGCCACAAGCUAAUAAUGUGUGGCUGUUCCAGAAGCUUGACUUGUUUAUGAUGCAAAUUGUUCUUAAAGUGAAUGACUGUACUGUUAAAUGUAGCUGAGUGAACAUGUGACAUGUUAAAGGUAGGGGAGUACAUUUAGAAAGUAAAAGAAAAACCCAGUUUAAACACCAUUACAUUUUAUUAUUAGAUUAUAUGAUUCAAUCUAACUCUCAGGAGUAUCAAAUCCAAAGUUUUUUUUAAUUAUGAAGGUCAGUUGGGCGCUGGUGGCUCAGUGGUUAGGGUGCCCCAUGUAUGGAGGCUGUGGUCCUCCAAGCGGGUGACCUAGGUUCAAAUCCGACCUGUGGCUCCUUUCCUGCAUGUCAUUCCACACUCUCUCUCUCUCUCUCCCUGAUUUCUGACUCUAUCCACUGUCCUGUCUCUUCAAUGAAUUGCACAAAACGCCCCCCAAAAAAAAUCA
Messenger RNA from Labrus mixtus (cuckoo wrasse), 5186 nucleotides. RefSeq names its product Raf-1 proto-oncogene, serine/threonine kinase a (gene raf1a). Bases 520 to 2553 code for a protein of 677 amino acids. Gene Ontology annotation, molecular function: protein kinase activity; ATP binding. The transcript is spliced from 18 exons. The record is from RefSeq and is a predicted model, not a curated record. Gene Ontology annotation, cellular component: plasma membrane; mitochondrion; cytosol. Gene Ontology annotation, biological process: signal transduction; protein phosphorylation. NCBI's taxonomy places the organism in Eukaryota, Metazoa, Chordata, Actinopteri, Labriformes, Labridae.